AUGUCAGACAAAAAGAAAGAAAUUGCACAAAACAUUAAAGAUAUCAAAGACAUUAUCAAACAAAAAUUAGAGACAAUGGUUGGUUUAAUUGAUAAAAAACAGGUUGAGUUUAUUGACUCGUUGAAAAAAAAUAUUCAAUCAUGGAAAAGUGAUGAAGAUAUUUUCAUUCAAGACAAUCAAAAUGUUAUUGAAAAUUGUAUAAGAACUGGGGUUAUUUAUUAUUUUGGAAUAAAACAAAUUGACCGACUUGCUAAUUGCAUUGUUAGUUUAAUUAAGGAACAAUACCUUACCGUUGAAACAUGUCAAAAAAUAUUAACAAUGUUAUAUAAUAAUAUUAUUAUUGAAAUUAUUUCAAGUCAUAAAUCAAUUUUGAUUCUUUCUGCUAGAAUCAUUCAUGCAACUAUACCUUUUAAAUUAGAAACAAAAUAUGUUAUUGAAAAUAUUAAGUUAUUGAUUGACUUUUAUUCGUUAUCAACUCCUAAUUAUCCAACUGAACAUUCUUUGAAUAAUAUUAUACAAGGUUAUAUUACCUCUUUAUUUAAGUCGUAUAGUGUUGAAACAAACUUACCUAAUGGAUGUGAGCCAAAACCAUUACAAGCAAUAUCCCCUUUAUUUAUAUCUUCACAAUAUACAACAUCUAAUAGAAAUGGUAAUUUUAACACUAAACCACUUUCAGUCUCACCUAUGGAAACUUCUACUCCUUUUGAUGAAAGUGAUAACUCACAACAAUAUCAUGAAGAUGAAUUACAACAACCAGUAGAUGAAAAACCAAUAGAAGAACAAACCAUACAAACAUUAGAAUCACCAAAUACGUUAACAAAAUCAAAUGAAGAUGAAUCUUUUGAUGAAUUUAUUCAAAGUAGUGAAGAAAUAAAGAAAGAAGAAGUUAAAGAAAUUAUUAAUGAAGAUAACCAAAUUAAUCCAGAACAGAUUAAAGUUGAAAAUGAAAUCAAUGAAUUAAAAAAACUGAUUGACGAUGAAGAUAAAAAAGAUGAUUUAUAUGAAAAACAAUUACCUCCUCAUUAUGCUAUUUUGAGUGUUUUAACUAAGAUUUCACUUAUUGACCAUGCAAAAAGAUUUGUAAUAUCAGACACAUUACUAAAAGGUAAUUAUAAGCAAAUGACAGGUAAAAGACCAAUGACAUUAACAAUGCAAAGAAUAGUAUUAGACUUGAUAGAAUUUUGGUUGUCCCAAUGUCCAAGUGAAUUUUGUCCUAAUUCUAUUAAGGGAUGGAAACAGGAUUUAUGUAAAUGUAUUGCACAUAAUACAUUUUCAAAUGAAGAGCCUAUUUUCAUAACAUCUGUUAAAAUAUUUAGUUUAAUUAUUCAUCGUUUUAGAAUGUAUUUUAAAAAAGAAAUAGAAAUUAUUACUAAACAUAUAUAUUUCUUCUUUAUUAAAUCUCCAUUACCUUUCAUUAGUCAUAAAUUAUUCCUUGUAAAUGAAAUGCAAAAAUUAGCAACUCAACCACAAAUUAUUAUUGAUUUAUUUACUAACUAUGAUUGUAUGACAUUUGGAAUGAAUUUAUUUGAAGAAUUUAUGUCAUUAAUUUCUUUUAUUCUUUCUUCUCAAUUCAAAAUGGAAACGCCUGACGAAUUAUCAUCAAAAAUUAUUGAGAUUAGAAGAGCAGCAUAUAAAAUUAUUCAAAGUGUUAUUGAAUCUAUUCAAAUGCAAAUACAAUCAAUGCAGAAACUAGAAGAAAAAGGAAUAGUAGAAAUUAUUAAUUCAGUUCCAGUUCAAUCACAUUGUCAAGAGGGAAUUGAAUUACUUAAGCAAAGAAAAAGAAAGGUUGAUGUUAUUUAUGCGAAACAAUUAUUUAAGAAUAAACCAAAUGAUGGAGUAGCAUAUAUGAUUAAAACAGACUUAUGUUCUAAUAGUCCUGAUUCAAUUGCUCAAUUUCUUAUGAGAUUAGAGGGUAUUGACAAAACAGCACUAGGAAAAUAUCUUACUUCAAAUAAAGAUUUAAAUAAAGAGGUUUUUAAAGAAUAUAUGAAAUUGAUUGAUUUUACAGGACUUAAUAUUGAUGAAGCAUUAAGGACAAUGUUUAAUUUAUUUGUUAUGCCAGGAGAAGGUCAGGUAGUUGAUCGAGUUAUUGAAAUGUUUUCGAUAAGAUAUGCCGAGUGUAUGAAUGAAAAAAUUAAUGAAUUAAAUAUUACGUCAAAUCAAAUUUAUUUCUUAGCAACAACAAUUAUCUUUUUAUCUACAGAAACACACAAUGCUAAUGUUAAAACAAGGACAAUGGAUACUUAUGAAAAAUUUAAAGGGAUGGUUGAACAAUUUAACUUUACUCUACCUGACGACUAUCUUCAACCUUUAUAUCAAAGUGUAACACAAAAUGCAUUUUUGAUUCCUGAACACCAAAAUGAAGAAAAGAGUAAUGAAAAAUUAUUAAUUGCUAUGGUUAAGGCAAAUCCAAUAAAAAGAGAAGAAGUAUUAGCUGUGUCGAGUGGUUUUGAAAAAGUAAUUAAUGAUAUCUCUUUAUCAAAAGAAGUUGCCCCUAUUUCUAUUGUUAAUAAAGAUAUUCUAAAAUCACUUGUUGAGACUCUAAUUCCACUAGCAUUAAAAACUUUAAAAAUUGCUUUUGAAGAAUAUAAAACCGUACAUGAUGUAAUUAAAAAUAUGAACAUAUUGAUAAGUAUUUCAGCAAAUUUAGAGCUUGAUACAUCAAUAACAUUAAUUAUUAAGAUGCUCUGUGAGUGGGGGUUAUUUUAUCACCCCAAUAAUAAGAAUCAAGGAAAUAUAGAAAUGACAAAAGUUGUAAUUGACUUAGCAAUGGAAAGGAAGGAAAAAAUUGGGGAAGGAUGGAAAUAUAUAUUUACAUUAUUAUCAAGAAUAGAACAAGUGUUAUUAACUGAGCAAGUUGCUCUUUCACCAUUAGUAAAUGUUCCUAAAAAUACAAGGAAAUUGUUUUUUAUGAAUGUACAACAUCGUUUAUAUCAGCCUAAAGAAAAUAAAGUACCAGUUAUAUCAUUAACAGAAAUUAAUUCAAAGAAGAAAGAAUUAAAAAAAUGGAUUGAUAAAGCAAAAGAGAUUUUUAAACAAUUAAUAAAUUGUGAAGAAGAUGAAAUUACAACUAUUUAUCAAUGUUUAUGUGAAGCAGGAAUUGAAGAAUUAAAUUAUUUAACACCAUCAAUGUUUUUAAUGAAGAAAAUGGGUUAUAUAACAUACGAAAGAAAGGUUAAGAACAAUAAAGAAUUUAAUAUUCAGACUGUUAAUAUUAUUAAAGAAUUUUUACUUCAAUGUGGACUUCAUCCACAUGAAAAUGUAGCUAAAGAAGCCAUUAAAAUGAUAUUUAGUUUUAAUGAAAAUAAUGUUUUUGGAGAAUCAUCAGAAUUAUUAAAGGAAAUAGUUAUUAUUAUGUGUGACUCACCACUAAAUAGUUGUCGAAUAACAAUACUUGAUAUGUUAAAAGAAUGUGUUGAUAAAAACUCUUCAUUCAUUCAAAUGUGUUGGAAAGAAAUAUUUGAAAUAUUAUAUAUUGCUUCAUUAGAUGAAGAUAUUGCUGUAAUAAAAAGUGGAUAUAUGUUAUUAAAAUAUGUUAAUGAAAAGAAAAUACAAUUUGAUAGAAAAUAUGAUUAUUAUUAUCUUAAAACAAUGGUUCGAUAUUCUCUUGUUACUGACCGUUAUUUAACUCAAGAAAAGUCAAGUCAUCCAUUUAUUCUUGCAUCAAUACAAUCAAUUUUAAAAAAUCGUAUUCCUGAAGGUGUUGACUUAUCCUUUGGAAGUAGUUAUAAUGAGUUAUUUUUUAAUGUAUUAGUAUCAUAUGCCCAUGCAACAUCAAGUCAAUAUAUUGAAGUUGCAUCAGUUUCUUUACAAACAAUUAAUCAUAUUAUUGAUGAUUAUAUGGAUAAACUUACUUUUGAAGAUUGGUAUUAUAUUUUUCAUAGAGUAUAUUUUAAAAUAUUGGAGUCUAUUGGAUAUUACCAUUGUAAAGUUAUUACAAUUAAUAAUAAUAAUAAAAGUUGUGAAUGGUUAACAUCAGUAGCAUUAAAUUUAAUGUUACAAAUGUCUGGUUUAAUUUCUCAGCAUCCUGAUAAACUUGGUUAUUUUAUUUGUGAUUAUAUUUACAUCAUAACAACAUUUAUUACAAAAGGUACGGAAUUUAUUACACAAAUUGGAUUAUUAUCAUUAAAAGAUAUCAUUCCAAUUUUUAUUGAACAUCCACAAUAUUUAAAAAUUUAUGAAAUGAUGAAUAAUGAUAUUAUCAAUUAUUUCUUUGAUGCAGUUCAAUCAUUUACUCUUCAACAAGGUUCUGUUAUUGAUGAAAUAGAAAAGAAAGAAAAAGAAUUGGAUAAUAAUCAAACAGAAGAAAUAAUAUGUUCUUGCUGCAAAAAACCAGUCCAACAAUUUGAAUUAGUUGAAUGUCCAUUUUGUUCUCUUAAAUUUUGUUCAUUAGAAUGUAAAGAAAAAAUGAACAAUCAACAUCAACAUAAGAUAAUUAUGAAAACAAAUAUUGAAGACCAGUUUAUUGGUCACAAAUUUGAAUUAACUCGAUUAGACAUUCCUUUUAUUGCAACUACAUUUAAGAAAUAUAUUGAUACAUUGUAUGAAUUUGCACCAAAAAUAAUUCUUUUAUCUCAAAAAGAAGAUGAAGAGUUAUUAAAGUGUUUCUUAUUUAAUAUUGAAAGAUUAUUAAAUAUGGUUAUUCAAAUAAAAACAGAUUCUCCAUAUCUAAAAUAUAUUAAUGAUGUAACAAUUGCUGUUCAAACUAUCUUAAUAUUUUAUGCUCAAGAAAUAUUCAAAAUAUAUCCAAGUGUUAUUGUUCAUUUAUUGGAUAAAUUCCUUCAUUUACCAAGUAAUUUCAUUCUUCAUGUUGUCUUUGAUCUGCUCAAUACUUGUUCUGAUGACUUAUUAAUGGAAAUAUAUACUACUCACUUAUCUUCAUUAUAUAAAUUGAUUCUAUCUGAAGAACAAGACAUUCGUAAGUCAUUAUAUAAUCUUCUCAUGAGAAUCAAACUAUUAGUAAAUGAACCAAAAACAACUUAA
Entamoeba histolytica HM-1:IMSS is the source of this 4983-nucleotide messenger RNA. Its product is annotated as Sec7 domain protein. Gene Ontology annotation, molecular function: guanyl-nucleotide exchange factor activity. The coding region runs from base 1 to 4983 and encodes 1660 amino acids. The transcript is spliced from 2 exons. Lineage: Eukaryota; Evosea; Mastigamoebida; Endamoebidae. Gene Ontology annotation, biological process: regulation of ARF protein signal transduction. The record is from RefSeq and is a predicted model, not a curated record.